This is a messenger RNA of Sclerotinia borealis F-4128, 462 nucleotides long. The record is from the annotation of a GenBank genome assembly. Lineage: Eukaryota; Fungi; Ascomycota; Leotiomycetes; Helotiales; Sclerotiniaceae.
AUGCAAUUCUCUACCCUUCUCCUCUCGGUUGCAGCCCUCGUCCCGUCCGCCCUCGCCUGUCUCGUAAUCGACAUAACUUACACGCUUCAAACAGCCAGCAGCUCCAGCAAACUCCGUGCCACCAUUGUCGACAACGGUGGACUCGUCUGCUACAAAGACGAAAUCAAUCCCUCCACGGCCAGCAAAUCACUCUUUCAGCUCGAUCCCAACGUCGCCAACGUCCACGAUGUCAACGAAACCUUCCAGGAGUGUGUCGCUGGCUACCAUACCAAAUUCCAGGUCGAUUUGUCGGAUAAGAAUGAUAAGAAAGGCAACAAUGUGAUGGAGAGUUACACUUACUUGGAUCAAUUUGGCAAUAAUCCUAGUUAUGGUCCUUUUGGCCUGGGUGCUAGAAAUAAGAUUGCGGCCACAAGCACUAUGCCUGAGCAGUGGAACUGGCAUGUUGAGGCUUUGGGAUGUUAG